Ceratotherium simum simum (southern white rhinoceros) is the source of this 1005-nucleotide messenger RNA. NCBI's taxonomy places the organism in Eukaryota, Metazoa, Chordata, Mammalia, Perissodactyla, Rhinocerotidae. The record is from RefSeq and is a predicted model, not a curated record.
AUGUACUCCCUCAUGCAGGCUCUGAGCACGCUUGGCUGGGCUGGUUUCGAGUGGACCCUCUGGAUCACCCAGAAUAUCUGUAAAUACUUUACAUUUCGGGAGGGUGGCCCCGAGUGGGAGCAGCCCCAUCCCUCUGCAUCCUGGAAGGAUGACUGGGGUCAGCAGCCUGCAUCUGGGGGAUCCUUGAGUCUAGAGGUUGCGGGGUGCGAGGAGGAGUUUCCUAGAGGCUGCGGAGUCCCUGCCGUCCACCCCAUGCUGAGUGGCCUGUCCAGGACCAUCAACGGGGAGGACGCUGUCCCCUGCUCCUGGCCCUGGCAGGUGUCCCUGCAGGCCAGCACCGGCUUCUACUUCUGUGGGGGCUCCCUCAUCAGCGAGGACUGGGCGGUCACCGCCGCCCACUGCAGUGUCACGACCUCCCACCAGGUCAUGGCCAGCGAGUUCGACCAGGGCUCACAUGAGAAUGUCCAGGUCCUGAAGAUUGCCAAGGUUUUCAAGAACCGCAGUUACAGCUCACUCACAAACCGCAACGAUGUCGCCCUCCUGAGUGCUUCGUCCGCCUGCCUCUCAAACACCAUGUCCCCUGUUUGCCUUCCCAGCGCUGAUGGAGGCUUCCCCGCGGGGACACUGAGCGUCACCAUGGGCGGGGGCAAGACCAAGGACACCACCAACAAGACCCCCGACAGGCUGCAGCAGGCGGUCCUGCCCCUCCUGUCCAACGCCGAAUGCAAGAAGUACUGGGGCACCAAGAUCGCCAACGUGAUGAUCUGCGCUGGCGCCAGCGGCGUCGCCUCCUGCAUGGGCGACUCUGGCGGCCCUCUGGUCUGCCAGAAGGAUGGAGCCUGGACCCUGGUGGGCAUCGUGUCCUGGGGCAGUUCCGUCUGCUCCACCUCCACGCCUGCCGUGUACCGUGUCACAGCGCUCUUACCUUGGAUUCAGCAGACCCUGGCUGCCAUCUGAGCCCGUGGCUCUUGCCAUCCCAACUCCGAGACUCCCCAGUAAAAGCAU